AUGGUUUUGUCAAGUUUCGGAGGGAUUACUUUAUGGUCGAAACAUGAGGUUGCAGAGGUUACUACGGAUAUGGACUGCUUCUCCAUCCCGCGAAGCCUCAAUCCACCCCGCUACCAGGCUAUAAUUCCUGAUGACUAUCUCCCAAUGUAUCAAAUGAUUUUGGGUCUUAUCCGUAAUGUGAAACUGGUGCCUUUGUAUAUUUAUCCUGUUUGGCUGGUGGUGUUGAUCGGGUUCCUUUUAGUUACAGUGGUGAAGAAGGAGAGGUAA
Caenorhabditis remanei is the source of this 267-nucleotide messenger RNA. RefSeq lists its product as uncharacterized. The transcript is spliced from 2 exons. The record is from RefSeq and is a predicted model, not a curated record. The coding region runs from base 1 to 267 and encodes 88 amino acids. Lineage: Eukaryota; Metazoa; Nematoda; Chromadorea; Rhabditida; Rhabditidae.